This is a messenger RNA of Prorocentrum cordatum, 4760 nucleotides long. Lineage: Eukaryota; Dinophyceae; Prorocentrales; Prorocentraceae. The record is from the annotation of a GenBank genome assembly.
CUACGCUUUGUCUGCCGAUUCGGCCGACAAGUUGAAUGUCGGGGUGCACCAGUUCUCCGAGUCCCUGCUCGAAACCCCACCGGGGCUGGCCGCCCGGCGUCGCCGCGAGGCCGGCUUCGCCACGGCGCCCCGUGCGGGACGCGCCUGGGACAGGCCCCAGGCUUGCUCUUCGGUAUCGUGUAAUCUGCCUCGUGCACCACCUGCUGCAGCUCCUGCUCGAGGUGCAGGAAAGAGAUCUCGCCUCCGAGGCGCUCUUCGUGGCCAAGGCUGGCUUCGGGACCUCUGACGGGAGUGCUGGCCUGUACCAGUCACAGCAAGACGGGCGAGCCCCCGGGCCCCUCGGGAUCGCCGCGCCCUGCUCUGCCGACCAGCCGAGAGACGCCUUCAGACGCCGGGCCUCCGGUCGUAGGGGGCUGCGGGGCGGCGCUGGCAGGCGGCGCCCCCGCGGGGGGCCCCGCCGGCUCCCGGGGCUCGUUUCGAUUCCCCCGAUUCGCUUCGAUCCGAUUGUGGCCGCGCGCAGAGCGUGGCGAGGUGGAAAGCAGGACGGGCACGGCGAACGCCACGACGGCCAGGCCAGCGCCGUUGGCCCCGGGGCGUGCUCCUGCCGUGGCCGCGCGGCUGGGCAGGAGGCACGGAGGAGACGCAGCAGCAGCAGCAACAGCAGCAGCAGCAGCAGCAGCAGCAGCAGCAGCAGCAGCAGUAAGAGCAGCAGGGAGGCGGCGGAGGCUCGAGCGCCAGCCGCUGCUCUGGCACCAGCCCGCGGACGAUCCCCUGUCGACGGGCUCGCGGUCGCGAGCGCCGCCUGGGCAGCAUGGCGAGGAGUACGGUGCCAGCGUUGCAACUCACGGCGAUGGUCGCCAGGGAUCCGUGGCCUCAGGAGGAUCUCCCGGGGGACGGUGCCCACGAUGGUCACUCUGCACGUCUGCGUAACUCUGCCUCGCCCAGAACCUUCUCUGCCCGAACCUUCUCUGCACGUCGGCCGCUCGACUCUGCCACGACCGUGGUCCAUGACGCGUGGUACGAACUCGUCGGGCGUUGGGAGGAGUCCCUGGAGGAUAUCGAAGUCCAUGAUGGCAGACGCCUCGGAGGAGCGGCGGCUGCUGGCCAAAUCCUGCCAGGAGCUGGCGGACUCUCAUCACAGCGCGCUGAGGCAGCAGCUGGCUGACCUUGCGGAGAACGUCCGAGGGAGGCACGACGGCGCCCUGGACUCCCUGGUGCAGCGCGUCACCAGGCCGGGCGAGGAGCCUCGCAUGGCUGUCGCUGGAGGUGCCGGAGGAGCCAGCGAGCACGCGGGCAGAACCUCUCGGCAGCAGUUCGACGCACACUGGGAUGUCUCCUGUGAGACGCCGAGCACGCCGCCGCUGGUCUCACUGCAUCCUCCACAGGUGCAGCACCAUCAGCUGGGGCACGGGACAUCCUGCGCCGCAACCAUGACGUCUCCCAGGUCCAUGGAGAGAACACCAGCAACACCAGCAACACCAUACAGCUCUGCCGAUUCAGCGAUGAUGCAGAGCUCCAGCACAGUGGACGAGUUCGGGCUCAGCAGAGACUCGAGCAAACGAAAUCGCUCCGCCAAAAAAAUGUCAGUCAUCGAUAUGGCCGCUCUCAACUCGGAGUCGCAGACGGCUGUGGGCUAUCUCUCUUGGGUUGCAAGUGUUUGGGUAGCAAGGUGUUAUCUUGCAUGGGCUCGUAUCGAGGAGCCAGAGCGCACCAGCCUCCUCGCGACAGUCGAGCGGGAGACGCGUUUUUUCUUUGCGUUUGUCAUCCUAUGUAACGCUGCUUACAUGACUUGGUUUGUUAAUCAGCAGGUCAGCAAUCCGAACAGCAUCGACGAGUGGGUUCACGACGCUGACAUCUGUUUUUUGGUCAUCUUCUGGUUCGAACUUGGCUUGGGAAUAGCAGUGCAUGGAUUUUAUUCCAUUGGCGGAUUUCUUUUGCAAUCUUGACGCUGGUUGGAAUGUGCUUGAUCUUGCCAUCGUGUUAACCGAUACGGUGUACACGGUUCUAUCAAGAGGAAAUAUUGCGCAUUUUACCAUCGCGCGAGUCUUCCGGGGUGCGAAGAUCAUCCGGGUUCUUCGUGUUCUUCGGCUCGUCCAUUUUCUCAAGGAGUUGCGUCUUAUAUGGGAUUGUUUGAUCGGGUCCAUCCGUUCACUAUUCUGGAGUGUCGUUAUGAUGGUUCUGAUUCUUUUUAUGUUCUCCCUUGUCAUAGUGCAGGGGGCCUCGGAGUACUUGGCGGACAUCAGGGAUGACCAUGACUUCCGCGUAUCGGGUACGAUGCUCAUCGAAAAGUUUGGUUCAAUUGGAGAUUCGAUCAUCAGCCUUUACCAAGCUAUCUCUGGAGGAGAAGAUUGGGGUGCAUACCUCAAGGCAAUUUCGCCGAUUGGGCCGCUGUAUUCCUACCUCUUCAUUUGUUUCAUCGGGUUCUGCCAAAUCAGUCUGCUCAAUAUUUUGACUGGCAUUUUCGUUGAAAAUGCAUUACAGAAGGCUCAACCGACAAAAGAGCAAAUAGCCUUGGAGAAACACGAAGAAGAAACUGCUUUGAAUAAGCACCUCCAGCGCUUGAUCGAUGCCUACGAUCCGGAUGGGGAUGGGCGCGUCCCUGUGGAAGAAUUCUUCCUCGGGGUGAUCGGCAGCCCUCUCCAUGUCUACUUGGAUUCGAUGGAUGUUAGCGUGCAAGAGCUCAAAGAAUUUGUGAGACUCAUUAGCGCAGGCAAGAAGGGAGGCCCAAACGAUGGAACAAUCAGUGUGAAAACAUUAGUUAAUGGAUGCCACAUGGUCCGAGGCAGCGCCCGCAACUUAGACAUGCAGCGAGUCCUCGUCGGCCUGAAGAGCAUCAGGCGAAAGCAAGACUCGAUUCUGGGUAUUUUAAAUGACCAGGCUGGGCUUACGGACGAGGAGCGUCGGCGGAGAUCAACAUUGGUUGAAGCAUGCCGUUCGUAUUGUGACUCGCCGAGAUCUGAGCGUUCAGAGGGUCAAUGAUGCAGUUGACAGAAACUUCGGCCCUUGAGACGUGCGCGCUUGCAGCUAGGAAGACAGGGACUGAUUGAAGCAACAUGCGAGCCUUCCACAUAUCAAGUCGGCUAGAACCAUUGCGCGAGCUUCGUGCGUGAAACCAUUCUACGGCUCUUGGGCGCGUAUCACGGAGGAGGGACCGUUUGUGAGUCCGCCGAUACCUGUCCAAGACUGUUUUCCAGCGCUCUAAGGUGGCCUUCGAUGGCCUCAAGGAGGCCCAGGAGGCCCCCAGGGACCCAGGCUGAUCUCGGACUCGGCUCUCGGACCCUGAAAACUCGCCGGGUCCGAGACCAGCCGGGGCCGGAGUUCAGCGGGGUCCGAGACCAGCCGGGUCCGAGUUCAGCGGGUCCGAGAUCAGCGGGCUCCGAGUUCAGCCGGGUCCGAGUUCAGCCGUCGGCUGAACACGGACCCGCCCGCGCUCGAGGUCUCGCGGCCACGCGCUCGCGCGACCUCCCCGUCGCCGCCGAUUUUUGUUGGAGGCUCGGAGAUGAUGAGGCAUUCCGACCUGUGUUUGUUCGACGUGGCGUUGAGGAAGCCUUGGGGAGACCGAGCAAAAGCUGAGGAGUUUCCGAAACGUGUCUUAACAUGGUCCAUGAUUUUCCUUCGUUUAUUUCCGGUAGGGACACAUGUGGCUGAUCACAUGUUGAGACCAUUUAGGUUUUUUAAAAAACCCGUUCCAGAUGGCAUAACAUGCUGGAGUCGGUUUCGCUUUCGUGUUGGAGGCGCCCAAAACGCUUGUCUCCCGUCCUCUCCUCCUCCUCCUCCUCCUCGUCCUCCUCCUCCUCCUCUUCCUCCUCCCCUGUCGAGGGCCUGCCCGCGACGCGUUCGCCCGGCGGCGUUUGGCCGCGUCGCGCGGCCCGUCGGCCAGCCCAGGCUGUCUCUCAGCAUGCCGCGUGGGGCCGGGCACGCUUCCCUUCCCGGGGGGCCUCCCCGUCGUCCUCCUCCUUUCCCUCCUGUCUGCAGUGCGUCGUGGCCUGUCGCGCGCCCGCUGCACUACCAGCGCGAAGGCCGCCGGGAACGAGAAUCUCAAGUUUGUUUCCCCCUCGGUCUGGGUCAGGGGCCGUGGCCCGCAGGCCGGAGGGAGUUCAAUUGUGUCACUAUCCUGCAUGCAGCCGCGCAGGACCGGAUGCUGACCGGGACCUUCAGAUGUCACGACGAGGCGGGACUGUCGCGACCGACGAGGCGGGACUGUCGCGACCGCCUUGGAGUACCGAGUGGCUUCCGAGAUGGCUUUGCAUCGCUCGCUCCAAGACGGCCCCAAGACUGAGGCAUGUGCGCGUUCUGUUGAUAGUGCCUGGGUGCCUGGACCCCUUCCGCGAGUGGGCCCCGCAAGUCCUGGCGGCCCUGUCUUCCCACAGGGCCCGCCUCCCGCCCGGAGCCGUUUUUCCUGCCUGUCCUCCGCGGCUUUGCGAGGGCCCAGGCAAAUGGCGUUUGAGGAGGGUGCACGAUCAGUAGUGAGGCUGGUGGUGAUGACUGUGACUGUUCGUCUCCGGGCUUGGGUUGGGAGGAGGAUGCUUGCUGGAUGACAGAGCUCAAAGUGGCGACAGGCCGAGGAGCGCACAGGAAGCUGAGACUUGGGAGACUCCCCGUCCUCGUCCUGCGGUCCUCGGGACGAUUGUCGCGUAGAGGUGCGCUGCACGCGUCGGGUGCCGUUCCGAGGGGAACAUCUCCUCCGCGCCCGGCACAAAUCUUCUCUGACGGAUUGUGCUGACCUUGGUCCGCCAAAAAGGGCGGCGGGAAGGAGAGGG